GGGUAGAGUUUUUGGUUUGGGAAGAGAGAGAACGGAAAGCGGAAGUAGUACAGCAAAAUCAGUUGUAAAAAAAGUAUUUUCUUGUCUUUGGUUUACUUUGUGAUGUCGUCGUCGAGUAACGAGUUCUAUCGUGUUUUGUAAAGUUUUAUCAAGAAAUUCCUGGACUUAUUUGGUGAACGUGAAAAACCUGUAGCUAUAUGCAUCUGAAAGUGACUUGUGUGAAAUUUAUUUAGUGUUGGAUUUGUGAUUAUAAGUUUCUAAUUUUAGUCAUCCCUAGCGGGAUUGUUUGGCAAAAUGAUGACCGAAAAUAGAAUUAGUUCAAGUAAUCACGUUGGAAAUAGUUUAAAUAAUCAGAAGGGAGACGUCGAUAAAACUAUUGAUGAAGUUGGCUGGAAAUCAAAAUUAAAAAUACCCCCAAAAGACAGAAGAAUAAAAACUAGUGAUGUGACAGAUACUAGAGGUAACGAGUUUGAAGAGUUUUGUCUAAAGCGUGAGCUGUUGAUGGGCAUUUUUGAAAAGGGCUGGGAGAAACCAUCUCCGAUUCAAGAGGCUUCUAUUCCCAUAGCACUUAGUGGUAAAGAUGUACUGGCACGAGCUAAAAAUGGAACCGGUAAAACUGGUGCUUAUUGUAUUCCAGUCUUAGAACAGGUGGAUCCGAAAAAAGAUGCUAUACAAGCUUUAAUUGUGGUACCAACCAGGGAGUUAGCGCUCCAGACAUCACAAAUUUGCAUUGAGUUGGCCAAGCACACAGACAUUCGAGUAAUGGUCACAACUGGAGGCACUAACCUCAGAGAUGACAUUAUGCGUAUCUACCAAAAUGUGCAAGUGAUAAUAGCUACACCGGGUAGGAUGAUUGAUCUCAUGGAUAAACAUGUUGCCAAGAUGGACCAGUGCAGGAUGCUGGUCCUUGAUGAGGCAGACAAGCUCCUAUCUCAAGACUUUAAGGGCAUGUUGGACAAAGUUAUUUCAAGAUUACCCAAAGAACGCCAAAUCUUGCUGUUUUCUGCUACUUUCCCACUCAGUGUCAAGCAGUUUAUGGAGAAACACUUGAGGGAGCCGUAUGAAAUCAAUCUAAUGGAGGAGUUAACAUUGAAAGGAGUCACGCAGUACUAUGCAUUUGUACAGGAGCGACAGAAGGUUCACUGUUUAAAUACCCUGUUUUCAAAGUUACAAAUAAACCAGUCUAUAAUUUUCUGCAAUUCUACUCAACGUGUGGAGUUACUGGCCAAGAAGAUAACGGAGUUAGGAUACUGCUGCUACUACAUACACGCGCGUAUGGUGCAGGCGCACCGUAACCGCGUGUUCCACGACUUCCGCGCUGGGCUGUGCCGCAACCUGGUGUGCUCGGACCUCUUCACGAGGGGUAUCGACGUGCAGGCAGUCAACGUCGUCAUCAAUUUCGAUUUCCCGCGCAUGGCAGAGACUUACCUCCAUCGCAUCGGCCGUUCUGGCCGGUUCGGUCACUUAGGUAUCGCGAUCAAUCUAAUCACGUACGAGGACCGGUUCGCACUGCACCGCAUCGAGCAGGAGCUGGGCACGGAGAUCAAGCCGAUCCCGAAGGUCAUCGACCCCGCGCUGUACGUGUCGCGUCCCGACGACGACGACUCCGCCGACAAGUAACGCCAUGCCUCUGCUGCAUUACUCCGCACCGCUCCUAGUGUGCUCACUCCUAAUAUUUGGACUUGCUGACUGGUGAAUUAGAGUUAAAAAUAUAACAAAAACAAAAAACUUAUUUGUAAAAAGUGUAAUGAAUUUAUUAUAACAAAAUGUGAGUGUAAAUAGUUAUCGUGAGAUAAGACUUUGAACCUGAAGAGGGUCACUUUUUUAAAGUGUAUAUAAAACGAACAUCGGGACUCGAUUGGUGAUAUGACGCUCUUUGUCCAUAUUGGAUACUGUGCGUUGCACCUUUGUUGAAACAUUAAAUAUUUAUCUGAAUAUCAACUGUAGAGUCUACCUAGAUUUGUAUGAUCUUAACAUGAAUUGUGGUAGACUUUUAACACAAAUGUAAAAUGUAAAAUUUCUACCCAUAUUAUAUUGAGUGAUGAGCUAGCACCAUGUUAAUUUUCGUAUAUAAAAAAACCUUGUCCAUUCCGCAAUAUGGGUAGAAAUAAAAGACUAGCUCUGUCACAUUACAUGUCAUCACAAUCAAGGAAUUUAAUCGUUAAUAAAAGACAGCUUAACAAAAACUAUUUCUGGCCGCUUGAAAUAGUUUUUAUUUCUUCAAGCCGUUUAAGGGAAGCAAUGCUAUGAGUUAAUUUGAAUAUAAAAUGAAAAUGAUCUCUGUAUUAAUAUUGUUUUUAUGGGAUAAUGUUAACACAAUCUUGAUAAGAUUGAUUCAAAUAAACUCAUCACAUUGUUUUGAAAAUAGGUUUUGAAUAAUCUUAUCAGUAUUUUAUUAAUAAGCGGUUUCAGUCACAGACUUGGAAAGUUUAUUGGAUAGACAAGACUUAAUACGGCAUACCUUACGAGCUGGAGAUAAAUAUAUUUUAUAGUUCUUAUCUUGUUUGCAAGAAAGAUUUUCUAAUAUCAAAAUCACAUGUAUGGUAUGCCGGUUGCAGAGUUUUGAUUGGAAUUGUGUAGUCAAUUUAAUUGAGCUUGCUAGAGGAACAGCUGUGACACUAACAAGACAGGGGAAUGAGCUGUUCUGUUACGGCUUGCAGUUACAGUACAUUGCUCUGUCUCAUUUUAAUUUGGAGAGCUUUUAAUUUUUCAUUGCAAUUUUGAAACCUGAAAUUUUUGCUCUCUUUGGGGGGGAUAAAAUAUGUGGAUAUCAAGUGAAGAGUAGGCCAUAAUAAAUCAGUACAACUAAAGCAAUAUUUCACUUAAUCAUAAAACACUGCCUUUUUAUAUAGAAGCUAUACAAUUUAUUUAUGGUAAGAUGUCAUAACUUAGUAAGUAAAUUGGUCUAUUAUUUUGGUUUAAUUUACUGGAUUGUACUUUUAAGUUACAAACUGCUUAUUUUUUAUUUAUAUCAGUUUGUUAAAAAUCAAAAUCUGCGCAAAAAUAUAAGGCCUAAUGUGUAAUAAUAGUAUGGGAUCUGCAAAGUUGUAGGGUAUCCUAUUGUCUGAUUUCUUCAAUGGUGAAUCAAAUCAAUCCCAAUGGAAAUUGUUAAAAAAUGUAACUGUACAAAUGUUGGGUCUUCCAAAUGUUAAAAUUACAUUAAGCAUUGAAUUUUUAACCAUGCCCACAGUUAUCUAUUACGAAUAGACAAUUUUAUUGGGAUUUUUGUGAAAGCAAAUUGUGAUAAAAUAUGAAAAAACUGGAACGUAUAUCAGGUAUAGUCCCAUAGAAUUUAAUAUAGAUCAUGCUUCUACAUUAUGUAUACAUUUUAAUUUAUUACGCUUCGCUACAAUUUGUUAUACAUUUUUUUUUCAAAACAUUGUGUUAAUAUGAGCCAAAAAAUUAAACUCUUCACGUCUA
This is a messenger RNA of Plodia interpunctella (Indianmeal moth), 3420 nucleotides long. RefSeq names its product maternal expression at 31B (gene me31B). Gene Ontology annotation, molecular function: ATP binding; mRNA binding; RNA helicase activity. The record is from RefSeq and is a predicted model, not a curated record. The coding region runs from base 295 to 1620 and encodes 441 amino acids. Lineage: Eukaryota; Metazoa; Arthropoda; Insecta; Lepidoptera; Pyralidae. Gene Ontology annotation, biological process: negative regulation of translation; P-body assembly; cytoplasmic stress granule assembly. The transcript has 8 exons. Gene Ontology annotation, cellular component: P-body; cytoplasmic stress granule.